AUGGCGCCGGCACGUAUCAUGCAGAUUUCUGGAGCCCCGGAUCCAGGGUACAUCGCCCCGUCCGAGGCACACCACGACAACAAGUGGUACAAUCAAGACUUUGACGGGUACCGCAUUGCAGAGCAGCCGCUGUUCACGAGGCGGCGCCUGCGUGUGGUGUGUGUUGGUGCUGGAGCUGCCGGCCUCCAGCUGGCCUAUAAGGCCGAGAGGGCACUGGAGAACAUCGAGCUCCAGAUCUACGACAAAAACUCCGAUGUCGGUGGCACGUGGUUGGAGAACCGUUAUCCCGGAUGCACCUGUGACAUACCGUCUCAUUCGUAUCAAUAUACGUGGGCACGUAAUCCGAAUUGGUCCGCGUACUACUCGUCUUCGGAGGAAAUAUGGCAGUAUUUCAAGGAUGUUGCCGUCAAGUAUGAUCUGGAGAAAUACGUCCAACUAAAUACUAGAGUUCAGAGUGCUACAUGGGAUGAAGCUGGCGGGAAAUGGCGUCUCAAGCUUUUGGGGCCGAAGGGCAAGCCUGCGGAAGAUGAUUGUGAUAUUUUGGUCUCGGCUUCGGGGGUUCUGAACUCUUGGAAAUAUCCAGACAUUCCGGGAUCGGACGUCUUCAAGGGCAAGUUGAUGCAUUCGGCACAAUGGGAUCAGAAUUUCAAGUUUGACGAAAAUGUCCGAGUGGCCGUCAUAGGAGGAGGCAGCUCCUCUGUCCAGAUCGUGCCAUCGCUUCAGCCCAUGGUGAAGAAACUAACUGCGUUUCUCCGCUCGCCGGUCUGGGUUACUACGGGGUUUGGCGCAAAGCAUGCUGGGCCCGGCGGCACGAAUUUCACAUAUACGGAAGAACAGAAGAAAUCAUUCAAUGAGGAUCCUGGCUCCUACAUCAAGUAUUGUCGCGAUGUCGAGGGCGAGCUGAACAAGCGGUUCAAUUUGAUGCAUCUCAAUUCGGAGGAUCAGAACAGCUCUCGCCAGCUCAUUGCCAGUAUCAUGGCAGAAAAGAUCAACGACGAGAAACUCACAAAGAGGAUGGUUCCAAAAUUUGCCCUCGGUUGCCGAAGAAUGACACCCGGCUCCGGCUACUUGGAGAGUCUGACUAAAGAUAACGUCGAGGUUGUGCAUGAGAGUGUGGUAAGGCUGACUGAGACUGGCGUCGUUGAUGAGUCUGGGAUCGAGCAUGAGGUAGAUGUCGUGGUCUGUGCCACUGGCUUCGAUACCUCGUUCACACCCCAUUUCAAGGUCACUGGCAGGAAAGGCGCCGAUAUCAAAGGACAAUUUGGCGACUUCCCCAGGGGCUAUCUAGGGAUCGCCGCCGAGAACUUCCCAAACCUUUUUCGGCCAAGCAGCCCAGCAAGCCACGGCAGCAUUCUGCCCAUUCUGGAAUGGUAUACUCGCUAUAUGUUUCAGGUGGUGGACAAAAUGCAGACGGAGAACAUCAAGUCGUUCGAGCCUAAGGCUGGCGCUAUCAAAGACUUUUAUAACCACACGCAUGAGUUAAUGAAGCGAUUGGCUUGGUCAGCUCCAUGUCGAUCCUGGUUUAAGAACGGGAAUAUCCAUGGGCCAGUGACGGCAAUCUAUCCCGGUUCCCGUCUGCACUGGUUCGAGAUGCUCCGAAACGUGCGCUGGGAGGAUUACGAGAUUGAGUAUAGAACAGGCAACCGAUUCCAGUUCAUGGGGAACGGUUUCAGUCAGGUCGAAUGCGACCCAGAUGCUGAUCCAGUUUGGUAUUUCGAUGACCCGUUCACCCAGAUAUAG
Molecule: messenger RNA, 1740 nt
Organism: Neoarthrinium moseri
Lineage: Eukaryota; Fungi; Ascomycota; Sordariomycetes; Amphisphaeriales; Apiosporaceae
Exons: 6
Coding region: 1-1740 (579 amino acids)
Molecular function (GO): flavin adenine dinucleotide binding; NADP binding; N,N-dimethylaniline monooxygenase activity
Source: RefSeq, a predicted model, not a curated record